AUGGAAUACUUGCUCGCUAAGAUCAAGACUCUGACGGUCUCAACGAAGAAGUGUUUGGCAGCGGCACGGAACGCUGGCCCUGAGCAGAUUGUGCCUCACAACUUCGACGCUUUCAACAACUACCUCGAGUGGUUCCAUGAGAACACGCGUAUCGAGUUAGUUAAGCACGCGUAUCCUGAGGAGAUCUUGGACGACCCCAUCCAGUUCGAUGAGGUUGGGCAAAGCCAGCACGACAGCUUUGCUCGCAGAGGGAGAUCGACUUCUAUUGCUUCCGAGCUGAACUUCGUGCGGAAGGAGAUCGAAAAAACAGCUGAGGAGUGCGAGGUUAUGUGGGAGCAGAGCGGGAGAGAUGACAAGCCUGUCCGACCGUUGCGGUAUUUCAUUAAGAACACUGCACGAAAGAUGCGGCGGUUAGCCAGCUUGCUAGGUUGCCGGGAAGCCGAAAUCGCUACAUCUUCCUCUUCAGAAGAGCGGGAGAUUCCUGAGGACGAGCUAAUUCUGAGUCAAGGCAUACUUCCAAAGCGUACCUCCAAGCAAGCCGCACGGUCAGCUUACCAGUUGAAGCCAAGGGGCAAGGGUCCAAACCGGUACACUCCGGAAGAUUAUGUCAGCCGAGGAAAGAAGGUUGUCACCGAGGAGGAUGAGGGGCCACGGCGGAGAUCAGAUAUAGAUCAGAGCGAGACUACCCUAGCUGUCAUUUUUGUAUCGCCAUAG
Messenger RNA from Lolium perenne, 714 nucleotides. NCBI's taxonomy places the organism in Eukaryota, Viridiplantae, Streptophyta, Magnoliopsida, Poales, Poaceae. The record is from RefSeq and is a predicted model, not a curated record.